Molecule: messenger RNA, 1045 nt
Organism: Lacerta agilis (Sand lizard)
Lineage: Eukaryota; Metazoa; Chordata; Lepidosauria; Squamata; Lacertidae
Gene: CNN2
Product: calponin 2
Exons: 8
Coding region: 104-1045 (313 amino acids)
Biological process (GO): actomyosin structure organization
Molecular function (GO): actin binding
Source: RefSeq, a predicted model, not a curated record
ACUUCGCCGAGGGCGGGCGGAGGCGCGCGGAGCGGGUGCCCUGCUUUUGGAGCGUGUCCCGAGCGCGCCUGCCCCGCCAGACAGCGCCCUGCCCCGGCACAGGAUGAGCAACAACCAAUUCAACAAGGGACCCAGCUACGGCUUGUCGGCCGAGGUGAAGAACCGGCUUGCGCUGAAAUACGACCCUCAGAAAGAAGCAGAAUUAAGGACAUGGAUAGAAAGCGUCACCGGAAGAGAGAUCGGCCCCGAUUUUCAGAAGGGGCUGAAAGAUGGCGUUGCACUUUGCGAGCUAAUGAACAAACUUCAGCCGGGUUCGAUAAGGAAAAUUAAUCGCUCAGGCCUCAACUGGCACCAGCUCGAGAACCUCUCCAACUUCAUCAAGGCCAUGAUGAGCUACGGCCUGAAGCCCGUCGACGUCUUCGAAGCCAACGACCUGUUCGAGAACGGGAACAUGACCCAGGUCCAGGUGUCGCUCUUGGCGCUGGCCGGCAUGGCCAAGACGAAGGGAAUUGACAGCGGGGUCGACAUCGGCGUGAAGUAUUCUGAGAAGCAGGAGCGGUGCUUUGACGAUGCAAAGCUGAAAGCCGGACAGUGCGUCAUCGGUUUGCAGAUGGGCACCAACAAAUGCGCCAGCCAGUCGGGGAUGACAGCUUACGGCACCCGGAGACAUCUCUACGACCCCAAGAACCAGAUCCUACCUCCGAUGGACCAUUCCACCAUCAGCCUCCAAAUGGGGACAAACAAAUGUGCUAGUCAGGUUGGCAUGACGGCUCCGGGCACAAGGCGGCACAUCUACGAUUCGAAGCUGGGCACGGACAAAUGCGACGACAGCUCCAUGUCUCUGCAGAUGGGCUACAACCAGGGGGCCAACCAGAGCGGGCAGGUUUUCGGCUUGGGGCGCCAAAUCUACGACCCCAAGUACUGCCCCCAGGGCACCCCUGGCGAGGCGGCCAACGCGGCGCAUAACGACGGGAACCAUGGGGAAUCUGAUGCCCUGGAUUCCCCAACUCUCGACAUUUGCCACAUCGCCUGCCGGGAAUUCUAG